CAGAUACUGAGUGUAACAUAUGAUAACACCUCAAACAAUGAUGUCAUGGUUGAUGGGCUCAAGGACUUGCUUCCUGACUUUGGGAGGGCAGCAAGUCACACACAGUGCUUCUUCCACACUGUAAAUCUGAUUGCCAAGUCCCUGCUUGGUGAGUUCAACAUAACAAAGAAGGCCAAGGCUGGAAGAGAAACAGACAAUGAUGUUGCAAGUGAUACAAGUGAUAUGGAGCUUGCUGAUCUGAGCAAUGAAGUUCAGAGUGAAGAUGCCAGUGCCAAUGUUGGAGAUGAGGAGUUGCCAGAUAAUGAGGAUGGUUGGGUGGAUGAGGUAGCACUGUUGGACCAGGAUGAACAAAUUGAGCUGCAAAGAAAUAUCCAACCAGUAAAGUUAGUGCUUUUGAAGGUAAGACAAAAAAAAUGCAAGCACACCUUGAUAUUGACUGCUCCCUCUAGUUGUGCAAGCUUUCUUACAAACUGA
Messenger RNA from Suillus subaureus, 474 nucleotides. RefSeq lists its product as uncharacterized. Lineage: Eukaryota; Fungi; Basidiomycota; Agaricomycetes; Boletales; Suillaceae. The record is from RefSeq and is a predicted model, not a curated record. The annotation marks the transcript as partial. The transcript has a single exon.